Messenger RNA from Lontra canadensis (Northern American river otter), 2536 nucleotides. It is a transcript of the gene PASD1, whose product is annotated as PAS domain containing repressor 1. Gene Ontology annotation, cellular component: CLOCK-BMAL transcription complex. The transcript is spliced from 16 exons. Bases 1 to 2370 code for a protein of 789 amino acids. Lineage: Eukaryota; Metazoa; Chordata; Mammalia; Carnivora; Mustelidae. Gene Ontology annotation, biological process: circadian regulation of gene expression; regulation of transcription by RNA polymerase II; negative regulation of circadian rhythm. Gene Ontology annotation, molecular function: DNA-binding transcription factor activity, RNA polymerase II-specific. The record is from RefSeq and is a predicted model, not a curated record.
AUGGAUGAAGCUGAGAGAGAAAAAGAGAAGAGGGAUGUACCUGAUGUAACUGAAAAUAAAAAGAAGGACCGGUUCAAUGCCUUCUUCACGGAACUGCGUGCCAUGCUUCAAGCUCAUGGUUACCCUGUAAAAGGAGACAGAUCUAAAAUAUCACAGGGGACUACUGCUGCUUCACCGGAGAAGGAAGGCAAAGUCAAUCCAGAAACCUCCAGAGAGCAAUCUAAUUGGAUUCCAUCAUUUCAUAGCUAUGAAGACUUCAAGUGUAAGACACUACAAUCAUUAGAUGGCUUUAUGAUAAUACUGAGCACAGAUGGAGUGAUAAUUUUUGUCGCUGAAAACAUCACUUGUCUCCUUGGCCAUUUACCAAAUGAGGUCAUAGGUAAAAAGUUAUUAAGUCUUCUGCCUGAUCAUGAGAAAAACGAAGUCUACCGAAAGAUUGCUCUCAAACUUCCUUUGUCAAACUCAGUGGGAAAACAUAUUGAUUUUUGCUGUCAUUUAAAGAGAGGAAAUGUUGAACAUGAUAGUGGACCUACUUAUGAAUAUGCGAAACUCAUCCUAACAGUACAAGAUAUUUUAAAUGAACCUUUGAUGCUCUUCAGCAGCUUCUUCCCCAGCCAUGCCUAUGCUGAGUCAUCUCCUACAUAUCUUCCUCUGGAGGAUCGGUUUUAUCUGGUGGGGUCCAUCUUUCUCUUCAGGGCUCAGAUCCUACGGGAACUUUUCUCUGUAAAGAAAGCUGAGGAAGAGGUUCUGCUGAUAGAAGACUCCGAUGAGGAACCUGUAUCUCCAGAGCACAGAAGCCAGGGCCAAAAGAGAAGUUCUAGAAUGGAAUUGCUUUGUGCUGAAUCUGCUGCUGCUGCUGCUGCCUCAGAGGAUCAAGUUGGUAUUGGAACAGUUGAGCAGUAUGGCCCCCAAGAGUCUGAUCAUGUAAUUAGGAUAGAAUCUGAUACAUCUUAUGAUUCCAGCACAUCGUCCCUGGAAAGCAUACUGGCAUCACCAGUUGCAUCAUCUUCGCAAAGCUUUGAAUUCCAGCCGGUGGUGGAACAGGUUUCUGAUGUAGAUGAGGUACAAGUGGUGGACGAGCUGGAAGAGGUAGACCAGAUGGAGCAGAUGGAUGAGGUGGAUGAGGUGGGACAAGUAGAUGAAGAGGAAGAGGUGGAGCAGAUGGAGGAGCUGGAGCAGGAGUGGCAGCUGGACCAGGUGGAGGAGGACAAACAGCUGGACCGAGUGGAGCAGGAGGACCAGGCGGACCAGGCUGAGCAGGAGGCCAGCUCACCCUCCAGUGUGGCUGCUGGCAUCAGUGAUGAGUCAAUACAACCACCGCCAUCAAUUAUGUCAUACAUCAACAAGCGGGAGCUGGAGCUGAUGAAAAAGUUCAGGGAGCAGCUGGAAGAGCAGACACGGAUGCUGCAGGCUGACAUCCGAAGCCAGCGGGAUGCACUGGAAAUGAUGAAGGAACAGCUUCAGAGAAUACAGGAUUCCACCUUUCAGAUGCAGCCAACCAUCUCACACCACCUUGACCAUCCUGAGUUCCAGUCUUUGGAGCCAGUGCCCAAGAAACAACGCACUGAGCAAAUGAAGGAGUCCCUCCCAGACCUCAACGAGAUCAGCCUUUCCUGUGGUUCAUGUUCACCCUGCUCUUUCAAAUUCUCAGAGGAGCUGGAGGAGACUUGUGAUGACUCCAACCAGCCACUGCUGGAGGGGCAGGACCCAUUCCUGCAGCAGCCAUUGCAGCAGACACAGGACCAGCUUCUGUCGGAGCAGCAGGUGCAGGAGCAACCCCAGCCGCCGAGCACUGUGGUGGGAAGGCAGAAGCUGCAGAUAUACCUGCCAGGCCAGGCCGGCGUAGCUGUGCCCCUCUGUGAGGACCCCAUGACGUUCAUGCACACCCAGACCAUUGUUCCUGUCCAGUUAGCAGCUGGACAACAGCCCUCUGGCUGCUAUCAAGGUGAUACCCUGGGGGACGAAGAAGAUGACAGCCCUAGUUUUUUUCCUGAGGAGCAGCAGAAGGUGUCCAUGGUAUAUAGCCCGGGCUCUGACACAGUCGCUUCUACCAGCUUUCCUCAGUCUCCCAUACAUUCUGACUCCAGUUUAGUAACCCUGGAGACCCCACAGGAUUAUAUCCAGCUUUGGCAACAGCCACCAGAUUCACAGCAUCACCUUUACCUCCAAGUGAAUACUUGGCCUUCCAGUGAGCACAACAGCCUGCAGGACCAAGCUACCUGGCCCCAGGUGUCAGCUCCUCAGGCAAAUCCCGAGGCUUUCCAGGACCCUGAAGAAUACUCACCAGGCCAUAUCAGCUAUUUUAUGUCUGCCGAGCGGUCUAGCUCAGACGAAAACCAGCACCAGCAGUACUUUCAUACCGAAACUUGAGAGAAGAGGGACAGACAGGCCAAUGAGGCCUGCAUGGCCAGGGGACCUCCAAGGCUCACAGAGUCCCCUGGAAUAGGGGUUGGGGAGGGGGGGUGGAUAUUUUCUUUUCUUUCCUGAUAAGUUCUGUUUGGGAUUGUUGAGCACAACCCAUUUCUUGGAAGGUAUA